Molecule: messenger RNA, 531 nt
Organism: Cladophialophora psammophila CBS 110553
Lineage: Eukaryota; Fungi; Ascomycota; Eurotiomycetes; Chaetothyriales; Herpotrichiellaceae
Exons: 1
Coding region: 1-531 (176 amino acids)
Source: RefSeq, a predicted model, not a curated record
AUGACUCAAGUCUACUUGCUGGACUCUGACCACCUUUGUUCGCUUCUACGAGAAGCUCUCUCCUGGAGUGAAAAUGUCUCGUCGCUCAUGGUGUCUGCUCUGAACGGAUCAAUACUCGCAUAUGCCUACAGGGACACUACGCCAUCAAUUAAAGAUAUGCGAACUCAAUCUACAACGAUGACAGCAGCUUACACGGUUGCGUCAGAGGAUGUACUCGUCUUCGAGGCACAAAACAUGGGAGCAAUUUCCGUGAUUGCUCCUGUUGCCGAUCACCUCCUGUUGGCCGUGACAGGACCCGAGCCGAAGCAGAAAAAGGCCCUGCAGAAUGGCCUUGGUCAAUCCCAAGAGCACGGGCAGAUGGCCAACGGCAUCGACGCUCAUACAGAAGAGGAGGGAAGAGAGGAGAAUGACAACCACGAGGAGGACAGCGAUACCCAGAAAAUCCGGGAGGACCUUGAGGCUGUAAGCCAGGAACUGGCCAGUGUGCUAAGGGAAGAGCUGGCUGUAAUGAAAUGGCCGGACGAUAUGUGA